Molecule: messenger RNA, 1184 nt
Organism: Symphalangus syndactylus (siamang)
Lineage: Eukaryota; Metazoa; Chordata; Mammalia; Primates; Hylobatidae
Gene: NDUFB5
Product: NADH:ubiquinone oxidoreductase subunit B5
Cellular component (GO): respiratory chain complex I
Source: RefSeq, a predicted model, not a curated record
ACUUCCGGCGUCUCAAGCCGGCGGUGAAGAGAAUAGAAACUUGCCCUCACUUAAGAGGGCCACAUCCUGCCUUUGUCCUCAUUGGUAAAUUGGCUCUCUCAGCUUCCGUGACCCGCCCCCCUUCUUCCUCUUGCCCGUAAUAGCCAUGGCGGCCAUGAGUUUGUUGCGACGGGUUUCGGUUACCGCUGUGGCAGCUCUGUCUGGCCGCCCCCUUGGCACUCGCCUCGGAUUUGGGGACUUCCUCACUCGUGGCUUUCCGAAGGCUGCUGCUCCUGUUCGACACAGUGGAGACCAUGGGAAAAGACUAUUUGUCAUCAAACCUUCUAGAUUCUAUGACAGGCGUUUUUUGAAGUUACUGAGAUUCUACAUUGCAUUGACUGGGAUUCCAGUAGCAAUUUUCAUAACUCUGGUGAAUGUAUUCAUUGGUCAAGCUGAACUAGCAGAAAUUCCAGAAGGCUAUAUCCCAGAACACUGGGAAUAUUAUAAGCAUCCCAUAUCGAGAUGGAUUGCCCGUAAUUUCUGUGAUAGUCCUGAAAAGAUGUAUGAAAGAACAAUGGCCGUCCUUCAGAUUGAAGCGGAAAAGGUUGAAUUACGGUUAAAGGAGCUGGAAGUACGAAGAUUGAUGCGUGUGAGAGGAGAUGGACCGUGGUAUUACUAUGAGACAAUUGACAAGGAACUUAUUGAUCAUUCUCCAAAAGCAACUCCUGACAAUUAAGCAUUUUUUUUCUCCAGAUACAAAGUAUAUUCUUUUUAUUGGAAAAUAAAUUAGUAAAUAUAUUCUGUAUUUUUGCUCUCCGUGAAAAACGAAAGAGCUUCUGACAUUACUGUCUCUCAGUGUUGGUUCAGACUGAGGCUUUUGUUUGGAGGGUUUGGCUUCCAGUCCCCAAAGGAGAUUUAAAAUGUACUAAUAAAAACUGGAGAGAGAGGAAUUUGUGAACUCCUAAAAUUGUAGCAACUUUGAAAGGUUAGUGUUUUAUUUACCUGACAAAUGGAAGUUAUAGAAAAGAAGUCUAAUAAUGUUAAGCACCAGUAAUUAUAGUAUUUUGUACAAAUGCCUGUACUGUAGAUGUAUGUAUUAUUGAGGGGCAACUCAGGAUUUUAAGUUCCAUAAAGUAUUGAACCAACUCUAAAAUGUUAACUCCUUAAUAAACAGAUUUUCAGUAAACAAAUUUUAAAGUUUAUAA